This is a messenger RNA of Helianthus annuus (common sunflower), 682 nucleotides long. Its product is annotated as potassium transporter 6-like. Gene Ontology annotation, molecular function: potassium ion transmembrane transporter activity. NCBI's taxonomy places the organism in Eukaryota, Viridiplantae, Streptophyta, Magnoliopsida, Asterales, Asteraceae. The transcript is spliced from 2 exons. The record is from RefSeq and is a predicted model, not a curated record. The coding region runs from base 12 to 503 and encodes 163 amino acids. Gene Ontology annotation, biological process: potassium ion transmembrane transport. Gene Ontology annotation, cellular component: membrane.
UUGACCCAUUUAUGGUUUUGACCCAUUUGACUGAACUUCAUAACUUCAGAUGUGGAAGUCCCGGUUGCUUGCAUCAUAUUGGUGCUCCUGUUUUGCCUCCCACAUUACGGGACCCACCGUGUAGGGUUCUUGUUUGCACCUAUCGUGAUCAUUGGCUUCUGUGCAUCAGCGCCAUUGGAGUUCACAACAUUUUUUACCGGAACCCACAAGUUUUUCAAGCGUCAUCGCCUUAUUACAUGUACAAGUUUCUUAAGAAAACAAAAAUAGGAGGAUGGAUGUCAUUGGGUUGGAUCUUGCUGUGUAUAACAGAAAAGUUAAGAUGGCUGGUUCUUGGAAUCGCGAUACUUGUUGUGGUUGUCAAAAGCCAAGCUAUUAUCAUUGGGACAUUUUCUAUUAUCAAACAGUGUUCGGCAUUGGGUUGUUUCCGAGGGUUAAAAAAAUCCACACAUCGCCUACUAAUAAGGACGGUCAAAUCUACAUUGCCGAGAUCAACUGGACUUUGAUGCUUUUAUGCUUAGCCGUCACAAUCGGUUUUCGUGACACCAAACAUAUAAGAAGGGCGUAAAAAACAACUUUUCUACAAGCAGUGUGAUAAUUGCUUGCUCAGAUAUCUACUUUAAUUUCCAUCCCGAGAGGAGUCACUCAUUUUUUGCAAUAUACAGGUUGGUUUGGUAUACUAAAA